AUGGCCCCUCCACAACAAAACCUGUGGAGGGCGAAUUGGCUGCAUUGGUCCCGCGUCGUCAGUCACAUCGACGCGCCGUCAUGGGCAUUACAAGUAUCCAAAGGUGAAACGCGCUUGACGGGGCCAUCUGCUAUUGGUUAUCGGCUGCUGGCCUUUGACUGGGUCGUGCGACUCGGGGCAGCUCCGGUAGACCGAACCAUCCGCCUCUGCGACAGUGACGCUCACGGAUUUGACCAAAUACCGCCCACAAGGUCCAGCGACACACACAUCUCGCACGAUCAAGCUCCGGGAGGGUUCGGCAUUGGAGGAGGUUCCUGCGCUAAUGCUGACGAGACAUCUUUGCCAGAUCAAGAGACACUGGCUGCAGCUGGUCAGCCUCGAGUAGGCCAAGCUAGGGAAGCUAUCAUUGGUGGCGACGCACCUCUUCUUUGGGUGACCAACGACAGCCUAAUCAUCGCUGCGGACAACGUCAAUAAUCUGCCGACGAGACGCCCUGACAAUAAUGCCGGUAUGGCUGUGCGAAAUUCGGAGUACGCAAUGGAGUUGUCUCGAACAGUUCAUGAACUAAAUGGACUUAUAACUCGGCUUUUUCAGUCGGAAUCAAGUCCGACGGCCCACCCCCCAGCGUCUCAGAAGGCUCUUCAAGCCCUCAGCCGGCGCAUUGUGAAACAAACUGGCGAAAAAGCGACCGAGUGUCCCGUCUGUCUUGAUGAUACCAAGGUAGGGGACAUGGUUGUGGCUCUGCUUUGCAAGCAUCUGUUUCACUAUGAUUGCAUCUACCCGUGGCUGAAAGAAUGUUGCACGUGUCCCGUUUGCCGGACACCUCUCGAAGACGGGGAAGACGAAGGAUACAAAAGCGCACCGGUUAAAGACAGCCCGGCUAUUGGGUUAUCGGUCGCAGUGCAGCUGGCUCUCCGCCCUGCCUUGCCAGCGCCACCAGCAAGUAGCUCUAGUUGA
Molecule: messenger RNA, 957 nt
Organism: Purpureocillium lilacinum
Lineage: Eukaryota; Fungi; Ascomycota; Sordariomycetes; Hypocreales; Ophiocordycipitaceae
Source: RefSeq, a predicted model, not a curated record